Messenger RNA from Gavialis gangeticus (Gharial), 2612 nucleotides. It is a transcript of the gene RAP1GDS1, whose product is annotated as Rap1 GTPase-GDP dissociation stimulator 1. Gene Ontology annotation, cellular component: cytosol. The record is from RefSeq and is a predicted model, not a curated record. Gene Ontology annotation, molecular function: protein binding; guanyl-nucleotide exchange factor activity. The transcript has 16 exons. NCBI's taxonomy places the organism in Eukaryota, Metazoa, Chordata, Crocodylia, Gavialidae. Gene Ontology annotation, biological process: positive regulation of GTPase activity. The coding region runs from base 1 to 2058 and encodes 685 amino acids.
AUGAAUAUAGAACAGAUCUCAACACAAACACUGUACAAGACGCUACGGUGCCGUAGCAACGCACUACAGCAACUUAACGUCAAUGGGCGAAAACCGUGCCACGGCAGCUACGUCACUGUAGCGAUGCGCUCCCUUGGGAUAGCGCAUCGCUAUGGCGACAUAGCAGCUAAAAAUAACUGCACUGUGCAGAUGAUUGAUGAGGACACUUAUUUCUCUCUCUUUCGUAUUAACCAAGCAGAUAAUCUAAGCGAUGCAUUAAAGAAGCUGAAGAUAACAGCCACUGACAGCACAGCAGAUAGCUUGGAGGGAUGCUUGGAUUGUCUGCUACAAGCCCUGGCUCAAAACAAUAUUGAGACAAGUGAAAAAAUCCAGAAAAGUGGGAUUCUCCAGGUGUUUGCAAGUCUGUUGACUCCACAGUCUUCCAGCACGGCAAAAGUAGCUAACAUCAUAGCAGAAGUAGCCAAAAAUGAGUUUAUGCGGAACCCAUGUGUGGAUGCUGGGCUGAUCCCUCCACUGGUGCAGCUCUUAAAUUGCAAAGACCAGGAAGUGCUGCUACAAACAGGACGUGCCCUGGGCAACAUAUGCUAUGAUAGCCAUGAGGGCAGGAGUGCAGUUGACCAUGCAGGUGGUGCACAGAUUGUAGUAGACCAGUUAAGGUCACUGUGCAGUAAAACAGAUCCAGCCAGUGAGAAGCUCUUGACUGUCUUUUGUGGCAUGCUGGUGAACUAUAGCAAUGAGAAUGAUACUCUGCAAUCUCAGCUUAUCAAUAUGGGUGUUGUCCCUACAUUAGUGAAAUUGUUGGGCAUUCAUUGUCAAAAUGCAGCUCUGACUGAAAUGUGCCUUGUUGCAUUUGGAAAUUUAGCAGAACUUGAAUCAAGCAAAGAACAGUUUGCCUACACAAACAUUGCUGAAGAGCUUGUAAAACUAUUCAAGAAGCAAAUAGAACAUGACAAAAAAGAGAUGAUUUUUGAAGUUUUGGCUCCUCUGGCAGAAAAUGACAUCAUUAAGCUGCAACUGGUUGAAGCAGGUCUGGUUGAAUGCCUACUCGAGAUUGUCCAGAAGACUGUAGACAGUGACAAAGAGGAUGACAUUGCUGAGCUUAAAACAGCCUCUGAUCUUAUGGUUUUAUUACUACUUGGAGAUGAAUCCAUGCAGAAAUUAUUUGAAGGAGGAAAAGGGAGCGUGUUCCAAAGGGUGCUUUCAUGGAUUCCUUCCAAUAACCAUCAACUACAGCUUGCAGGUGCACUGGCCAUUGCAAAUUUUGCCAGAAAUGAUGGAAAUUGCAUCCACAUGGUGGAUAAUGGCAUAGUUCAAAAGCUGAUGGAUCUACUAGACAGACAUGUGGAAGAUGGAAAUGUAACUGUGCAGCAUGCAGCACUGAGUGCACUUAGAAACCUGGCAAUUCCAGUUGUAAAUAAGGCUAAGAUGCUAUCAGCUGGCGUUGCAGAAGCAGUGUUGAAAUUUCUCAGAUCUGAAAUGCCCCCUGUUCAAUUCAAGCUUCUGGGAACGUUACGAAUGUUAAUAGAUGCACAAGCAGAUGCAGCUGAACAGCUGGGAAAGAAUGUGAAAUUAGUUGAAAGGUUGGUGGAAUGGUGUGAAGCCAAAGACCAUGCAGGUGUGAUGGGAGAAUCCAACAGACUGCUUUCUGCACUGAUACGACACAGCAAAUCAAAAGAUGUAAUUAGGACCAUUGUUCAGAGCGGUGGCAUCAAGCAUUUAGUUACUAUGGCAACUAGCGAACAUGUAAUAAUGCAAAAUGAAGCUCUUGUUGCUCUGGCACUAAUAGCAGCUCUGGAGUUAGUCACUGCUGAGAAAGAUAUUGAAAAUGCUCAGUUAGUCCAGAUCCUACACAGACUGCUCUCAGAUGAGAGGAGUGCGCCAGAAAUCAAGUACAAUUCCAUGGUGCUGAUCUGUGCCCUCAUGGGAUCUGAGCCCCUUCACAAGGAAGUGCAGAGCCUGUCGUUUCUAGAAGUUGUAUCAAAACUCCGCAGCCAUGAGAACAAGACUGUUGCCCAGCAGGCCUCACUUACAGAGCAGAGACUCGCAGUAGAAAGCUGAGGAAAGUCUCCAAUUUCCACACAGUAUCCCAUCACAGAUUUCACCUUCGUCCUCUGUCCUGCUGCCGCUCCUGCUAUGUUUUCCACUGUAUCACUUGUGCAUGCGUGUAAUGUUCCCCACACACAUUGAUGAACUGCUGUAGGUACUUGUCCAAUAAGGUUUCUAAAAUCCAUAGGUGGUGUUAACAUGAACCUGUCAAAAAAGGUCUCCACCCAUCACUGUUCUACUUGUAUUCUUGUUGCUUGGGCCACAUAGUAGAAUGUGCAUGUUGUAGUCCUAUGAUGAUGUAAAAGUGGUACUACAUGAUGACUCUUUCCUCAUACCCCUAACUGCAUAAUAAUGUACUGCUAAAUUAGGGACAAUACAGGAUGCAGCAAGUCCAGACUAGGGUAUUGAUUAUAGAAUUAAGUGGUAAAUCUAGCUCCAUUUUUGGUGCUUUGAAAACACAGGAAUGAUUUAAAUGUAUUGCUGCUCAUUCACUGGUCUCGCCUAUUAAUGUCAAACUCAUGGUACCUAGAGGUAACAAAUAAAAAUUCCAGUGCGCGCUCACUUUA